CGUUGGAACUCCAUAUAAAGCCACACAACCAACCUCAUCCCUAAACCCGCCUCACCCUUCUGCCUCAUCAAGCCCCUCCCCUCCCCCCUGCCUCCACCUUAUCCUCAGCGCGGCACCCGCUCCCGCUCCCGCGCCCCCGCCUCCAAUGGCGUCGGCCAACGCCAUCUCCACCGCCUCCCUCCUCCGCUCCUUCUCCUCCCAGGGGAGGCUGAGGAGGUCCAAGAACGGCCGCUCGUCGCGGCUGGUGGUGCGCGCGGACGCCAAGGAAAUCGCCUUCGACCAGAAGUCCCGCGCCGCGCUCCAGGCCGGCGUCGAGAAGCUCGCCAGCGCCGUCGGCGUCACCCUCGGCCCGCGAGGUGAUGCUCGGCCGCCUAUAUAACAGAUUGCAACUCGC
Messenger RNA from Triticum urartu, 394 nucleotides. Lineage: Eukaryota; Viridiplantae; Streptophyta; Magnoliopsida; Poales; Poaceae. The record is from RefSeq and is a predicted model, not a curated record.